This is a messenger RNA of Orbicella faveolata, 1395 nucleotides long. Its product is annotated as transcription elongation factor A N-terminal and central domain-containing protein 2-like. NCBI's taxonomy places the organism in Eukaryota, Metazoa, Cnidaria, Anthozoa, Scleractinia, Merulinidae. Gene Ontology annotation, biological process: DNA-templated transcription. The record is from RefSeq and is a predicted model, not a curated record. Gene Ontology annotation, cellular component: nucleus.
ACGAAAUUCAUUGCCAGUAACAGGUCAGACGCCUUAAAAACUGACAUCAAUUUGUUUUUUACGAUAACAAAUUGUCAACUCGUCCGCCCUCGCUCGUGGACGCAUGCCAUAAAUUAUAAAUUCAUAUGUCUGUCCGCUUAUUGACAAUAAAAAUUAGCCAAUGAGCGCGCGAGAAUUUCUGCAGUUAUAUAUCGUAAAAAGUUAUCCAGUUUUUUCCCGCCAAUAUCUUCAAAGCCUGGGUAGCCUGGCCAAUUCACAUUCAAUAUGGCCGACGACUUCCUCCCUCGACUACCUGUAAACGGAUUUGGUGUCUUAUAAAGUUGUUGUGAAAGCACAUAAUGGAUAGAUUUGUCGUUCGAACCAAACGUCUUCCUAGAUCCGAACGUGUAUGUACAGUGACCAAGGAUAACAAGAAACAGGCCACAAUCGAGAGUCUCGCGAGUGUGGUUGUGGUAGAAGAAAUACAACACCUCAAAUGUCAGUUGGAAAGUGACGUUUCCUCAUCCGAGACAAUUUUGUCGGCAUUGAAAUUGUUAGGUUCAAAGAACGUAUCAAAAGAUGUGCUACUGUCCACGAAAAUUGGUCACACAGUCAAUGGUCUUCGACGUCGAGGAAGCAGCAAUGAGAUAAGAGAACAAGCAAAGCAAGUUUUCAGAAGAUGGAGACAUUUUAUCAGAGACCUUGAAAAAGAAAAACCCCUCAUAGAAGUUCACUGUGACAAAAAAACUGAAGUUAUUAGAGGGAAGGCAAGACAGCUAUUAGCUGAUGCUCUUCAAUCAACGACUGUAGAGAAUUUACCAGAGCUUAUUGAAAGAACUGUGUUUCACACUUUUGGCAGACUUAUCAAUAACACCUACAAGAGAAAAAUGCGCUCUUUAGUCUUCACUUUGAAACACAGGGAUGCUAUCAGAGAGAAAGUUAUAGGUGGUGAAAUAACUGUGAAGAAGCUUGUCACUUCAUCUGUUGAUGAGCUUAUAGAUUGUGCAAAUGGAAAUUCAAAAUAAGAAAAGUUAAUAAUUUUAUUGUCAAUAAUUACUAAGAAAUUUUAUACAAGUUAGUGGAGUUUUGUUUUUAUUUUAUUAUAGAUAUUUUGUUUGUGAACCAUAUAUAUCAGGGCUUCUGUGAAUGCAGUCUUUCUGUUUAUUAGGAAAGUAAUCAAAACCAACAAAUAUAGUUUAAUAGACCAUGUUCAUUUUCUCGGUAUUGGACUGGCACUAGCUUGUAAUGGUGGCUCAUGCAGAGGAAUAAUCAUUAAAAAGAGAUAAAUGUGAAUUGCAUUUGAAAAGACUCCCUGCAUUAGCCUAAGUAGUUGCAAGAUAGUUCCAGGCCAAAUCUGAGAAUACGAAUAUGGUCUAUUUAAAAAAUGUUAUGUACAGAAUUUCGGGAUGGACCUUU